AUGUCAUCGACAGAAACUUGGCAAGAAAAAGCCAAUAAAAAACGUUCGUCGCUUUAUCAACUUAUACCUCAAGCAUGGCGCCUAUCAGACUUGAUUCUCCAAUCAUUACCAAAAGAUUGUACUAUGGUACCUGUAACAUGUGGAAUAUUAUCUGAACUCGAUUUGGAAAUUACAGAAAUCGAUGAUAUAGAUGAACUCUCUUGUCGUAUUGCUAAUGGAAUAUAUUCCGCAGUACAAGUCACUGAGGCAUAUUGUAAACGUGCAGCAAUUGCUCAUCAAUUGGUUAAUUGUUUAGCUGAAAUACUUUUUACACAGGCUCUUGAUCGAGCUAGGUCGCUGGAUGAAUAUUUCAAGUCUACAGGAGGAAAAACAAUAGGACCCCUACAUGGUAUUCCCAUAAGUUUCAAAGAUCAAUUCAAUAUCAAAGGAGUUGAAACUGCUAUGGGUUAUAUCGGGUAUUUGGGCAUCAUUUUGGAUCACAAUUCAAUCCUCGUCGAUUGCAUCCUUUCGCUUGGUGCUGUUUUAUAUGUCAAGACAGCUUUACCUCAGUCAAUAAUGCUAGCUGAAACUCGCAGUAAUUUACUUGGCGAGACACGAAAUCCUCGAAAUCGAGAAUUAAGCUGUGGUGGAAGUUCAGGAGGCGAAGGAGCUCUUUCUUCUUUAAAAGGAAGUAUCUGCGGCUUUGGAACAGAUAUUGGAGGCAGCGUUCGAACUCCGGCUGCUGUAAAUGGUGUAUAUGGUUUACGACCGUCUGAUGGGCGAAUUCCGUACGGUUUGGCUAGAAAUUCACUUGAGGGACAAGAAUCGGUACCAAGCGUUGUAGGACCCAUCAGCAGGUCUCUUGGGAAUAUUCGUACAAUUCUUAAAGCUAUUACAGAAUCGAAAACUUGGUUAAUCGAUCCCAAGGUUCACAAUAUUCCGUGGAGAGAAGAAAUGUUCCAAGAGGGACAAAAAAAUAAAUUGUGUUUCGGAGUGAUUCGAUUCGAUCAGCAUGUUCAUAUUUCUCCACCCGUUCAACGAGCGAUUGAUACGGCGAUUUCUGCUGUUCGAAUAGCUGGCCAUGAAGUGGUCGAAUGGGACACAUCUGACAAUUUGCAGUGUAUAGAAAUUUUAUCGAAAAUGUAUCUAGCAGAUGGUGGCAAAGAUGUAGAGACUGCUCUUGAGAUUAGUGGUGAACCGAAACAACCAGGCAUAUAUAUUGGCUCGAAAGAAACAGAACUAAGUGUUUAUGAAAAUUGGCAGGUUAAUUUAGCUCGCAAUGCUUAUGCAAUUAAAUAUCUUGAAAAAUGGAAUAAGACGCGUGAAAUAACUACAACAGGUCGCCCCGUAGAUGGAAUUAUUUCACCAGUCAAUGCAAUGCCAGCUUAUCCAACCAGAUUUAUGAUUAGUAUUGGGUAUACCGGUAUUGCUAAUUUACUUCAAUUAAGUUCUAUUGUACUUCCUGUCAUUCGAGUUGAUACUGUAUUAGAUCAAAUCAACGAUGGAUAUCGUAAUAGUCAAAUAGCAAGCGAAUCUGAUCAAGCAGCUAAAAAUGCAUACAAAGGACCAGAAGCUUUCGAAAAUACUAUUGUUGGGCUGCAAAUUAUGUGUAGACGAUUAGAAGAAGAAAAAGCCAUCGCUAUGGCAAUGGUAUUAGAACAAGCACUUCAAUCAUAUCAAUCAAAAUAA
Rotaria socialis is the source of this 1668-nucleotide messenger RNA. NCBI's taxonomy places the organism in Eukaryota, Metazoa, Rotifera, Eurotatoria, Philodinida, Philodinidae. The record is from the annotation of a GenBank genome assembly.